GCCGUCCCUCUCCUCGACCGCUUCAAGGAAAGCACUUGGAAUUGUCAGCCAUAAACCAGGCCAGCAAACGACGGGGGUGCUCAGCGUAAGAGCGAAGCGUCACGGCGACUUGGCUUGCGCGGUGCGGUACGCGGAACAGCCAGCACAGCGACUUCUCCAAGAGACCGCCUGCGCCCAAGUGCCCGGAUGCCAAGAGCGAGUACGCCGUAAUGCAGCAUCUCGACGACGUACGAAUUAUGUUCAACUUCGUGCAUGGCAACACGCCGACCUUCUGGAAUGACGUCCAACCGUUCGACCGGAAUGGCAUUCCUGCAGAACAGCUCGAGCUCGCAAAAGAGAUGAAGCGCGACGCGAGCCUCGUCCUGUUCAAGUUUGUCGAGCAAGACAGAGAGAAGGCAAAUCUUCCAGCCAUCUCUUUCUCGCUCGCAACUGCGACGCUCAGCCAGAUUCCGCCCACCAGCAGCAAAGUACGUUUUGCGAAUGGCACCGAGCACAACAAAAGCUCGGCGGGCAUAAGCUGCGGCGUGAAGACUGUUCACAAGAGCAACAGUGAGCUCGCAGCGCGCAUCCUCAACACCGACGUAGUUGCCUUCUUCCGUUACGCCCUUGAUCUGGCGAAGAUGGGACUCUCACACGCCGCCAUCCGGAGGAAGCUCGGUAGGCUCGCGGACGAUCGAGGGGCUCCAGUCGUCCGAUUCUGGGUCCGACCAAUCGCAAAGAGCGGCGACUUACUCGUCUGUCCCGCCUUCAACAACAAGGCUGUCAUGUUUGGACUGAACGAAGCCAGAGAAGCGGGAGACGUCCAGCGCUUUGGCGAUGAAAUGGUUCGCGCAAUUCGAGACGCCUUUGUGAGUGCCGUCUUCAUCCACACCUUUGGGCGCUUCUCUUCUCCACAUUGACGCAUUGACGCUGCCUACAGGUCCGCCCAUUCGCCGCCCUCAGAGAGACCGCCGAGGCAAUCUACGAGCGUUGGCGUUGGGAUGU
Jaminaea rosea is the source of this 984-nucleotide messenger RNA. RefSeq lists its product as hypothetical. The transcript has 3 exons. Bases 210 to 899 code for a protein of 229 amino acids. NCBI's taxonomy places the organism in Eukaryota, Fungi, Basidiomycota, Exobasidiomycetes, Microstromatales. The record is from RefSeq and is a predicted model, not a curated record.